AUGGAUACAGUGCGGGUUGCAGUGGUGGGAGCCGGAGUGAUUGGUCUCUCCACUGCUCUGUGUAUUUCCAAACUGGUCCCACAGAGCUCCAUCACCGUGAUCUCAGACAAGUUUACUCCCAACACCACCAGUGACGUCGCAGCUGGAAUGCUCAUCCCUCACACUUAUGCAGAUGCAUCCAUUCACAAGCAGAAGCAGUGGUUUAGAGAGACCUUUGAACACCUGCUUGAAAUUGCCAAUUCCUCGGAAGCUGGAGACGCUGGUGUUCACCUGGUGUCUGGUUGGCAGAUAUUUCAAAAUCUUCCUACUGAAGAAGUGCCAUUCUGGGCUGAUGUGGUGCUGGGAUUUCGAAAAAUGACUGGGGCUGAGCUGAAGAAAUUCCCCCGGCAUGCAUUUGGCCAGGCUUUCACCACCCUGAAAUGUGAAUGCCCUGCUUAUCUGCCCUGGUUGGAAAAAAGAGUAAAAGAAAGAGGAGGCUUAAUACUCACACGACGAAUACGAGACCUGUGGGAGCUUCAUCAGUCCUUCGACAUUGUGGUCAACUGUUCAGGCCUUGGAAGCAGAGAGCUCGCUGGAGACACACAGAUCCUGCCUGUGAGGGGUCAAGUGCUCAAAGUUCAGGCUCCCUGGGUGAAGCAUUUUAUCCGUGAAGGGAGUGGGAUGACCUACAUUUACCCAGGCAUAUCCAGUGUAACCCUGGGUGGAACUAGGCAAAAAGGAGACUGGAAUCUGUCCCCAGACCCAGAAAUUAGCAGAGAUAUCCUUUCCCGAUGUUGUGCUCUUGAGUCCUCUCUGCAUGCAGCCUAUGAUAUAAGAGAGCAGGUGGGCUUGCGGCCCUCCAGGCCAGGUGUAAGGCUGCAGAAAGAGCUGCUAGUCCAAGAUGGCAGGAAACUGCCUGUUGUCCAUCACUAUGGCCAUGGAAGUGGGGGCGUCUCUGUGCACUGGGGCACAGCUCUGGAGGCCACCAAGUUGGUAAGUGAGUAUGUUUGUGCUCUGAGGACCCCUGCUUCCAAGGCUAAGCUGUAG
Molecule: messenger RNA, 1026 nt
Organism: Elephantulus edwardii (Cape elephant shrew)
Lineage: Eukaryota; Metazoa; Chordata; Mammalia; Macroscelidea; Macroscelididae
Gene: DDO
Product: D-aspartate oxidase
Exons: 4
Coding region: 1-1026 (341 amino acids)
Molecular function (GO): D-amino-acid oxidase activity; FAD binding
Source: RefSeq, a predicted model, not a curated record